ACAAAUUUUUGUAAUUUGCUCUCUAUGGCGUUUUUAAACAAAAAUUUUUACUUUAAUCGAUUUAGGAAUUGUGACAUUUGGUAAUGUUUUGAUUUUUAAGACAUCACACAUGAUGACGUAUGUCUAAUAAAAAAUCAUUAAAAAUGACAAUUCUGAAAAAGUAGGGCUAGAAUAAUUAAUACAUGAAAUCUACAGGAUCUGUUGACAUAAUUUAGUUACUUCUGCUGCCAACAUAGAUACAAUCCACACACUAGAGGUUAGUAAACCUCAUAAAACAAUUAUCCCCCAAAUAGACGUCAAAACAUGCAAUUUAUUAAAUAACUCGACCUCAAACAGGAACAAACAACAAAAUUAAUGAUUUUUCUCCAAUAAACCUUCGUUUUAACGGUUCACAAACCGAGUCAAAGUCAAGUUUUAUGCAAAUAGAAACCGGUAUCACACUGCACGCCCUCAAGGUGAAAUUUAUUUGAAUCCGACUCUGUCCCCUCCAGGUGUCUUAAUUUAAAUUUGGCGCGCCAUUGUUGUGUCUACGCAUGCGUAGCUCACUUGACCGGAUUGACAUUGAGCGUUCAAAAUUCAAGAAAACGCAAAGAUUAAAUAAAACUUCAAGAUUAGAACGUCUCGAGACAAGUACGUGAGUAACAAAAGUCAUGAGUCUCUCUUCGAUUCUGGUCCCCACGACGCCCUUCGAGGGCCAAAAGCCUGGCACGAGUGGUCUUCGGAAGAAAGUGAAAGUUUUCAUGGAGAAGAAUUACACGGAGAAUUUUGUUCAGUGUAUUUUGAAUGCUUUGGGGGCUAAAGUCAAAGGGGCGACGUUGGUUGUUGGGGGCGACGGCCGGUAUUUCUCCAAACAGGCUGUCAAUAUAAUUAUCCGGAUUGCGGCAGCUAAUGGGGUGGCUAAACUGAUAAUUGGGGAACGGGGAAUUUUAUCAACUCCAGCCGUUUCGACUCUCAUCCGUACUCACAAAGUCCUAGGUGGGAUUGUCUUAACCGCUUCACAUAAUCCAGGAGGUAUCAGACACGAUUUUGGUAUUAAAUUUAAUAUCGAAAAUGGGGGCCCCGCACCUGAUUCACUCACGGAUGCCGUGUACGAACUAACAAAGACGAUAACCCAGUAUAAGUUUACACCCGAUUUAGAUUGCGAGUUUGAUAAAAAGGGGGUGCAAACGUUUAAUGUUGAUGGAAGCGAGUUUGUUGUGGAAGUUGUGGAUUCCUCAGAGGAUUAUGUGGCACUAAUGAAGGAAAUUUUCGAUUUUGGGAAGUUAAAGGAGUUGAUUAGGGGUGAUGGGAAGCGGCCCCCGUUCCAGGUCCUAAUUGAUUCAAUGAAUGGGGUAACCGGAGUUUAUGUCACCCGGAUUUUCGUCGAAGAAUUGGGGGCUAGCCCUGAUAACAACGUUCGAAGAAUCAUCCCCUUGGACAAUUUUGGGGAAAUCCAUCCAGACCCCAAUCUCACGUAUGCCAAGGAUUUGGUUGAUCGAGUCAAAGAGGACACUACGUAUGACUUUGGGGCUGCUUUUGACGGCGAUGGGGACCGUAACAUGAUAAUUGGGAAGAACGCUUUUUUUGUCACUCCCAGUGACAGUUUAGCGGUUAUUGCGAAUAAUUUGCAGUGCAUCCCCUAUUUCCAGAAACGAGGUGUGCACGGAUUUGCCCGAUCGAUGCCGACAGCGGCUGCAGUUGAUCGAGUCGCUGCGAAAUUGGGGAUGGAAAUGUUUGAGGUUCCCACGGGAUGGAAAUAUUUCGGGAAUUUGAUGGAUGCGGGAAGGUUGUCAUUAUGCGGGGAGGAAAGUUUCGGGACCGGCUCUGACCAUAUCAGGGAAAAGGACGGGAUUUGGGCCGUUUUGGCGUGGUUGUCCAUCAUCGCGCAUAAAAAUAUGAGCGUUGAGGAUAUUUUAACCGAACAUUGGAAAAUCUACGGGCGGAAUUAUUUCACACGGUAUGAUUACGAGGAAUGCAAUACAGAAGAUGCGAAUAGGAUGAUGGAACAUUUGGAAAAGUUAAUCGCCAAUUCGAGUUUUGUUGGAAGAACGUUGACAUCGGGUGGAAAGUCGUAUACAGUUAAAAUUGCGGAUAAUUUUUCGUAUAUUGAUCCAAUCGAUAAGAGUUGUGCCAAAAAUCAGGGAAUUAGGGUGUUGUUUGAGGAUGGUUCGAGGGUGAUUUAUAGGUUGUCGGGGACUGGGAGUACAGGGGCCACGAUUCGGUUGUAUAUUGACAGUUAUGAGAAGGAUAACGUCACUGCUGAUGCACAAGUCAUGUUGAAGCCAUUGGUCGAAGUCGGCUUGGAAAUCUCUCAAUUGAAGAAAUUCACUGGGCGUGACCAACCCACCGUAAUCACAUAAUCAGUAGUAACUGUUGUGGCAUUUAUUGUGAUCAUUCGUUGCGUAACUAUAUUUUUUGAGUGUUUUAUUUGUCUACAUUUUUAUUUGUACAAAUUCUUAUCGAAAUUAAAUUAAGGUAAAUUAAAACCUAA
Tribolium madens (black flour beetle) is the source of this 2470-nucleotide messenger RNA. RefSeq names its product phosphoglucomutase (gene Pgm1). The record is from RefSeq and is a predicted model, not a curated record. Bases 651 to 2339 code for a protein of 562 amino acids. Gene Ontology annotation, cellular component: cytosol. Gene Ontology annotation, biological process: carbohydrate metabolic process. Gene Ontology annotation, molecular function: magnesium ion binding; phosphoglucomutase activity. The transcript has 8 exons. Lineage: Eukaryota; Metazoa; Arthropoda; Insecta; Coleoptera; Tenebrionidae.